Crotalus tigris (Tiger rattlesnake) is the source of this 9341-nucleotide messenger RNA. RefSeq names its product transcriptional regulating factor 1 (gene TRERF1). The transcript has 16 exons. The record is from RefSeq and is a predicted model, not a curated record. Lineage: Eukaryota; Metazoa; Chordata; Lepidosauria; Squamata; Viperidae. Gene Ontology annotation, biological process: regulation of transcription by RNA polymerase II; negative regulation of DNA-templated transcription. The coding region runs from base 728 to 4285 and encodes 1185 amino acids. Gene Ontology annotation, cellular component: transcription regulator complex; histone deacetylase complex. Gene Ontology annotation, molecular function: transcription corepressor activity.
GUGCCUGGAGAUCCUCCAGCCCAGCUUGUGGUGCAUUGUGGGGAGAAAAGAUUCCUUAUUUUAUUUUAUUUUUUGCUGCAGUCACAUAUAAAUUCAUUCGAGACUGCGCCCUGUGCAGCAUGGACGGGGUUUACUUUCGAGUAACGUGUACAGGAUAACACCGGGGACCUACUCAAAUCCCCCGCCCCGCCCCCCGGCAUGUGCUUUAGCCCUUUACAUGAAAGCAACCCCAACCAGUCGGAUGCAAGAAAGCUCAAGGGCCCCUCUAAAAUCUAGUUACGAGCUGCCAAAGGAGGAAGCGGUGCGACAUCCACGCAGUUCGUUUUGACUCUUGCGAGCCCGGAAUUAACCUGAGACCGUUUUCCGUGUAGCAAGCCGAGCUGGGGCCGCUAACAGUUGGAGAGCGCCAGUAAAUAGGCUUAAUUUCGUGUGGUGGAUCUACAGCUUUUAGGAGGGACCGAGAUAUGGGGUAACCGAACCGCACCCCUAAUCCUUUAGGAUUAUCAAUGCGAUUAACUGGUGACUAAAGCACAACAAAUAAUUUGUAUUCUGUAUAGGCUUUUUUUGAUGCUGAAGAGGAAUUCACCAACCAUAAAAAAUUCAGUUCUGCAGAACAAGUGGUCAAAAGAAUAAAAUAGUUUUGAAAUGUUUUAUUUUUAAGUUCUCUCAGGAUUACAGUCUUUGAUUGUGUUUUAAAUGGUUUUUGCUGAGAGAAAAAGUGCUGAAAAUGGGGGAUCAGCAGACAUAUAAAACAAACCAUAUAGUUAACAACAGCGAAAAUGUGUAUUACCAGCACCAGCACUUGAGUCCUCUGGCAUCUGCAAACCACAGCUAUGGAACGUCAGCCAUGCAUACAUCUCCAGAGUCUCCCCUCUCUCCGUCAUUCCCUCACGAUGCCAGGGAAAACAUAUCCUUGAAUGUUGGGCCCAAAGGCCUUGGAUUAAUGGAUUCUCCUAGGCAAGCAGACUGGGCCCAUUUGGCAUCUGGAAACCACCUCCCAGUAAGAAACAGUCAGCAUGUCAUGUGGAACCCAAUAGCUCAAAGCGAACCGGUUGAUGGUUUUGACCAUCUCUGUUCCCAAGGCAAUGACCUCAGAUCACAAAAAAUUACCAGUGGAGUUUUGCAUAAAUUAGACUCUUUUGCCCAGGUGUUUGCUAGCCAAAAUUUAAGAAUUCAAGUGAACAAUGUGUCUCAGCAUAUUCAGUCGCAACCUUCAGUGAUGGAGAAUGCUGGCGAUAGUGCACUUCGACAAUUGCUGUCUCAGAAACCUGCUGUGGAGCAACAACUUGUGCCAAGAUACCAGCAGAUGUCACAGCAAGUCCAUCCUGGCUUUGGAAGUGCACAACAGAAGCAACAGAUGCAGUUAAUGCAACACCAGUCCUCUCUUUAUUAUGACAAUCAGCAACAUGUUGCCCAUAUUCCAAUGCACUCUACCAUGCACCAGGGACAGGCCCACUUGCAGCAAAUGCAUUCUCAACAUUUGUUGCCACCACAGCUACAGCAAGACCAAUACUAUCUGCAGCAGCAGCCCCAUCAAGGACAGCACAGGCUCUUGGUACAUGAAAUGCAGGCUCAGCAGCAGCAACAGAGGCAGUGUUCCAUGCAAACAGCUCAGUAUUAUCCAAUACAGCCUAUGAUGCAACAAUUGCAGCAGCAGCAGCAGCAGCAGCAGAUACAAACACAACUUUCUCCCUAUCACAGGGACACCAACCAGAAGCCUCUGCACGAACCUCAGCAAUAUUCCCAAGACAGAGGUAAUUCCAUGCAGCUUAUACAGCUAGGAGCAGUCCCUCCAUAUUUCUAUCAAGAUCAGCAGUCAUUCAAACAUUUGUAUCCACAAAGUGUUUUGCAGCAGCAACAGCCAUCUGGUGAUGCCAGUCAGCCUGAUCAUUAUCAGACUGAUGGUAACACUCAGGCAUUGAUGGAUGAACACCUGGGACUCCCUGUGGCAGACGAGACUGAAGUUCCAGCACCACAGGGCCUGAAUUCUGGGGACAGCACAAUCUCUCAACAAUCUCUUAGACCUACAACAAGUAUUCAGAUGAAUAACAAAAGACCUCAGCAGUUGUCUCCCAGUGCAGUAUGGCCACAGCAGAUCCAGUUACUUGAUGGAAGACUUUCAUCAGUUUCUCCUGAACAAAGCAAUGCUUGUGAUAAAGAAACAUACGUUGAAAGACCUGAAUCAAAGAGCAAACUGACGUGCUCUGUAUGUUUCAAAGAGUUUAAAAGUUUACCAGCUCUAAAUGGUCACAUGAGGUCGCAUGGAGGGAUACGGGCAUCUCCUAUCUUCAGACAGGAGGAUGGGGAGAACCUGCCACAGCAGCACCAGCAGGAACAGCUGCCCUCUGAAGCGGAUAGCUUUGCGCCUAUCGUCAUGCCUGUGUCUGUCCCUGUAAAGGUUCUGUCGCCUGAGCCCAACAAGCAGGCCAGAGAUGGCUGUGCCCCGGUCAAAGACAAGCCUGUCUCAGAUGAUGAGAUGCCUGUCCUUGUGAGGAUGAUCUGUUCUCCUGCACAUUCCCCUAACGCCAUCAGCCCGAGUACCUCUUCUGGUGUGCUGAUGUACCCAAAGAGUGGAUCCCAGGUCAGCAGAAAGGAUCCCAAUAGAAAGCACCACCAAAGUAUCACCAGCUCUGAAGAAAAUAUCAAAUCUUUUCAAGACAAGAAAAAAUACCGUCACAGACCUGAACCACUCUUCAUACCACCUCCCUCCUUCAGUCUCAGUGCAUCUCUCUUAGGGGCUACUCUGUACCAAAGCCAACUUCGCUCUCCUCGUGUCUUAGGAGACCUUCUAAUUGACAGGACUCAUAAUCCCCCACCUUAUACACCACCUCCCAUGCUUAGCCCCAUACGGCAAGGAUCUGGACUCUUCAGCAGCGUCAUCAUAUCUUCUCAUAGUAUAUCUCAUCCCCAGCUGCCCCUUACUCCUCUGACACCCACUCCCCGGAUUCUCCUCUGUCAAUCUAAUAGUAUUGCUGGAAACAGUGUUUCUGUGACCCCAAGACCUGGAGAACAGACUAUUGAUAUUGAACCGUGUAUCAACAUUGGCUCAAGUUUCCAGGCAAAUAUCCCUGAACUUAAAGAUAUAGCAUUGGUGGAGAAGGAGGAUCAUAAGGCAACUUUAGUUUGGAAACCAUGUCCAGAACUGGAGGACAAAACUUUUGAACAAAGAGUGACCAAUCUCUUAAAUAUGUGCUGCUCAAGCAUAUUAACUGGUGGAGGAACCAACAUAGAAUAUGGUUUGCAUUCUCUCUUUGAAGCUAAAGGGAAUAUUAUGGCUGCUCUGGAGAUGCUGCUUCUUUUGAAACCAAAAAGAGCAAAAUCACAUCCUCUAGCCAAUUAUCAUUAUGCUGGUUCAGACCAGUGGACACCAUUUGAAAGAAAAUUGUUCAGUAAAGCACUGGCAACAUAUGGCAAAGAUUUCAUUUUUGUACAAAAAAUGGUGAAGUCUAAGACAGUCGCACAGUGUGUUGAAUACUAUUAUACAUGGAAGAAAAUCAUGCAUUUAGGACGACGGCACAGAACUCGGCAGGCAGAAGUAAAAACUGAAUGCCCAACAAGUGGUGAAGAUGAGGAGAUGGAAGGUGAAGAGCAAACUGAGGAAGAAAAAGCGUCUGUAAAAGAAGAGGAUACAGAAAUUCAGAAUUCCCCUGACCCACCAUCUGUUGCUGUUGCAUCACCCAUUAACUCACCCUCUCUGCAAAGCCUUGGUCUACCUGCGACUUCUUUUAUCUGUGAAAUGCCAGACUGUGGGGCUGUCUUCACUUCCAGACAAGCCCUGAAUGGCCAUGCACGUAUUCACGGUGGUACAAAUCCUGUGGUCAAAACCCGCUGUGGGGGCCCUGGCACUAAACAGAAGUCGAAUUCUCAGAAUGACUACUGCUCUGUCAAGAGUUCCCCAGCUCAUAGCACAACAAGUGGUGAGACAGAUCCGCCUACAGUUUUCCCCUGUAAAGAAUGUGGCAAGAUGUUUUUCAAAAUCAAAAGUCGCAAUGCUCAUAUGAAGACCCACCGCCAGCAGGAAGAACAACAGAGGCAGAAAGCCCAGAAGGCUGCUGUUGCAGCCGAAAUGGCAGCUACAAUAGCAAGGACUACUGGAUCACCAAGGCACAGCUUGAUUCCCCUGGAUCAUUUAGACUUAAUAAAGCAAGUUGAACAGGGAGAUGACCUUGGCAGCGAGGUUGUAAAAGAACUGGGAGAAGUAAUUGACAAUGCUGAAGUGAUAAAUCCCAGCCUCUUACUGGAUGAAGAAGAAUCAGAGUUGCUUCAGGAUGAGGUUGAGCUGUAGACAAAAUGAGCCACAUCUGUAACAUUACAGAUGCCAGUUGGAAAUAAGUUUCCUCCAGUGAAAAGACAAUAUUUCUUCCCUUUUAUUUUAAACUGUUUCUAUAGCUGGAUUCAUUUAAAUCCAGAAUUGGAUUUAAACACAUCUGUCUUGUGAUGUUUUUCCUUUCUUUUCUUUUUUUAAAAGUGGAGAGGAAUUGUUGUUUUCUAAAGGAAUCUUGUGUAAUAUAUUGGAAUCAAAUGUUCUGAAAAGUUCAUAUAUCUUAAAACUUUCAAAGAAACAUCAUGUUCUUUAAAUUCCUCAGGAUACUUUCUUUUGUUCACCUCUGUUAAUUCUGGCUUCAAAAAAGCCUGCAAUAGGACUGUGAGAUAGCAAAAAUAAGUCAGUGAUACCUGCAUCUUCAAUCCAAGAUCGACAUGGAAUAAGUUGUUAGUAUCUGGCAAUUUUGGACCAGGGCAAACUAAUAUGGUCCUUCUGCUUGGGCCUAUAAUCCAGCUAAUUCAUUUCUUUGACACCAAAUGAAAAUUCUGAAGAGAUCUUGAUUGUCUUUUCUAACAAGAUUUAAAUGGAUAUUCUAUUUGGUUGGGCACAGGUAGAUUGAUGGCAAUAUGUCCUGUUCUGCUUUACAUGUAUCUGGAAGGAAGAAACAACUAUGAAAUUGGAAGGAAUGACUAGAUCAUUCCUCCAAGUAGCAGUUUUUAUUAUCACCAAAUCUAAUAUGUAUAAAACUGUUUGUUUUCAAGAGUUUUCAUAGUCGUGAUGCAUACUUCAGAGCUUCCAGUUUAGGAGAUUCAGAAGGAACAGGGCCAGUGUAUGAAGGAAUAUCUGGGAGAUUGUAGAUAGAGUUUUGAUUUUACAGUGACAGAAUAGCUGAAGCAAACUCACCACCUUUUCAUAGAAGGUACCUGGAUUGCAUGUAAAUCAAUGAUUUAUGUAGUGAAGUAUUGCCAAUUUGUACAGUAAGUCAGUUACUAAAAAGCUGUCUUUGAAAGUAUAGGUACAGUAUGCUACCUUUAGCUUUGCAGCAGUGUUUUCCUGUAAAGGUGCAAGUCCAUUUUUUUCUCACAGAAAGAAGAGGAGGGAGAAAGGCCCUUCUUCAGAUAAAUUUGCAUAUAUAUAUAUAUAUAUAUAUAUAUAUAUAUAUAUAUAUAUAUAUGUAUGUCUUUGGUUGUUCGGGUUUUCUCCCGCGUAAAAUUGGAAGUGUCUUGGCGACGUAUAUAUAUAAAAAAAAUGUUAAAAUUCAUCCAGAUAGAAAAGAAUAGUUUUGCACUUUGUCUCUGAUCAUAAAUUCUAUGUGGCUACUGUAUCUCAGUGGCUCCAAAAUGCACAUGUAUUUGGUACAGAAUGCACCCAGACCUGGGUGCAGUUCCAUUCUCUUUUGUAAACUGAAUUAUAUUAUAUAUCAUGAAAGUGUACAGAACCUAGAUGGAACCAUGCAGGUUUUGGUCAUUGCCAAAGAGUUUAAAAACUGCCAAGUGUAUAAUUUGUUGAUGAGGUUAGUGUAAAUGUAUUGAACAUUGUACUUUUUAUGCCUGCCAAAUUGACUUUUACAGGUUUGAAACUUAAAAUAAGCCGAAUAAAAUUACACAAGUUUGGGAGACCUACAUUGUGUUUACAUGUUAAGCUUCUCAUUUUAAUUAUAAAACCAAAAUGCAGAGCCACAAUUAAUGUUUUAACAGUUUUUACUUUGAUAACUGUUUUGAAAUUCAGAUUUCCUUCCAUUUUGUUUUUAUGUUGCUAUUUUUAGCAAUAACAUGAGGCUGCAAAUUUAAGUACAAAUUUAAUCUCAACCAGUACAGUAAUUAUGGUUGUUUCUUCCUUUUCCUGAUUUUGUUAUAUUAGUUUUAAUAUACACAGAGUUGUGUUUUAUGAUAAUCUUGUGCUAAACCAAUAAUGAUCAAAAUUUUCCCCAUCUUUUCCUCUCUAAUUAUGUUUGAGAAUGAUUACAUGGAUCAACAAUAUCCUAGCUAAGCAACUCUUUCAACAUCAGGAGUGGGUUUGGUUUUUAAUAUAAUUCUUUAGCAUGAUUUAUCAGUGAACAAAGAAUUUAGUGUUAUGUGACAGAAUAAAAUAGUUCUGUUUGCAGUCAUGGACAUUUUCAUGAGAGCCAGAUCUUAGUAUUUGAAAAUCUAAUAGUCUUAAAGAUAUUUUUGUAAAAAUCACUUACACAGCCAAAUCCUAAAGUUUCUAUUCUUCAAAGCUUUGCUAGCCAUGGCCACCAAUGAUAAUUUUUGUAAAUGUGGUAAUUACUGUGUUCAAAUCAGUUCUGUGCCCAAUUACAGAUCACAAGCACACCAUGAAAAGUAGCCAAGUUCAAAUUAUACCAAAGGCUUCUUUUCACUAGUCAGUAGGUGGUAAAUUGCAAGCUGUCUGGUGGAUUUUUUCUUCUGAUGUGUAUGAAUUCUUUAACAAAGAAAUUGAAGAGAGUUUAUUAUGGUUCAUUGCACAGUCAGCUAUAUUCUUAAACUGGAUUUGGCUUUUCCUCCCCCCUUAUUCCUUUCCCAAGGACCCUUGGAGCAAGCAGAUGUGGAUGUUAGAUGGUGAUAAAGAUAUUGUUGCAGGAUGUAAGCUGUCCUGAGUAAAGCUACCUUUUGCAAUUUGUCAAUGCUGUUCAAGUGGUGCUCCAGUUUUUUUCUGGAUUGCACCCAAAGAGCCUAUUGCUAUUGGAACUACUACUGCUUUCUUCUGUCACAGUUGUUCUAUUUCUAUCUGCAGGUCUUUAUAUUUUAUUUUCUUCUCCAGUUCUUUCUUUUGUCUUCUGAUGUGUCCAGGUACAGCCACAUCCACUAUCUAGGCUUUUUUGUCUGUCUUAAUGACAGUUGUUAUGUCUGGGGUGUGGCAGGUUUAAAACUAAAAAUAAACCCAAAAACAUUACCCAAGUUUGGGAGAUCCAUAUUGUGUUUAUGUGCUAAACUUCUCAUUUUAAUUAUACAGCCAAAAUACAAAGCCACAAUUAAUGUUUUAACAGUUUUCACUUUGAUAAUAUUGAAAUUCAGAUUUCUGUUUGCCUGUUUGUUUGGAUUCUAAAGUCCCAAAGAUUCUUCAUUUUCUAUUACUUUCUCUCUUUUAUGGUCCCAUCAGUUCUUGCUGGCAGGCAAGCAAGCAAGCAAGCAAAUAGUAUUUUUUGCAGAUUGUCAAAUGCACCAUUGUUGCUACUUUGUCAUGAGGUGGUUUGUAGUCAGCCUGUGUAAUCUUCUUGCAGCAGCUAACCAGGUGACCCACUGUUUCUUCAGUUUCUUUGCAGAGGCAAGAUUUGCUAACUGUUACUGACUUCUCAGCUCUGGUUUGUAUGCAUUUGUUCUUGAGGCUUGGUCUUGUACAGCGAGAAUUAGCUUCUCGGUCUCUUUCAACUUUCCUGCUCUUAACCAUUGCCAGAUUGUAUUACUAUCUGCUUUGUCUACUAUUUUUUAAUAUUAUUAUUAUCAAAUUUAGUUGACACCCAUCUUGCAGUUCAAGGCAACUCUGAGUGGCUUACAGUAAGAUAAAAUAUACAAAUAUCUGACAACUUAGCAGAUUAAAAUUACAAACCUUAAAACAAACUAAAAAACAUGAGUUUGGAGGAGAGAAGUGAGCUGGGUCUCCUGUUGGUGCAUCAACCGCCUCCAGCUGGUCCUUCAGGACCUCUUGCCAGCCAGCAUAGCCAGGUUUUAAGGCUUUUCCUGACAGCUUAAAAAGAAUGGGCAGAUCUUAUUUCCUGUGGCAAGAUAUUCCAAAGUGUAGAGGCUAUGGCAGAUCUUCUAGAUCCCACCAGCUGAAAUUCAUUGACUGAUAGGAUCUGCCAUAGACCCCAGCAUGAGUGGGGUAGACCAAUCCCACUGGGCAAAAAUGAUUCUGCUGUCUUUGAUAAAAGGGUAAAGCUCACAAUAGAUCAUCCCAAGCUGAUCUAUAUUAUUUUCAUGUAAAACUAUAAGGCAGAUUUUUUUUACCUUCAUUAAGAAACCGGUUAUUACCUUCAUUAAGCAUCAGGCCAUUAUUCAUCUAAAUAACAUUAGGUUUUAGUGUUCCUCAAACUACAUCCAUCGGAUGAGUUGAGACUGGGUCUCAACAUUUUUACUCAGUGUGGUCCAUAGCUGAAAAUUAUAGUCCAACAUACCUGGAGGCUCCUUAAGGAUAUAUAUUUUUUAUUUCCUUAGAAUAAGUCUCUAAUAUAAAAUUGUUCCUGGUUAUGUCUUUAGAUUUAUAACCACAGCACUAGUGCCAAUGAAUUGCAUUCUUACAAUGUACUGGAAGAUAUUGGUAAAAUUGACAGUAUUGCAAUUGAUCGUUGGACUAAUUCAUAAUGAACCUGAUAAUGCAUGGUUUCAUUUUAAAUUAUGUAAAACAAUUACUCUGUACCCCAUCCAGUAUAUUCUGGAUAUACAGAGAUGUCAUUAAACAGAAUUGCAAAAGAAAGAAUAUUGGUACUUCCAUAAAAAUGUUGUUGAAAUAUGCUUCAAUAUUUUGCCAGAAAACUUGUGUGGGGGAGGUUCUGUUUACUGAAGUUUUGUGUUUAUCACAGUUAUUUCAGUAACAAAUUAAUUAAAAUUGUACAUAACCUAAGAAAAAAGGAAAAUAUAUUUUAAUGGAGAAAUCUUAUUUUCAGAAGUAUUUAACUGCUGAUUGAUUGUUACAAAAAAGUUGUAAAUUUCUGAAGUAUAGUGUAGUGUAAAAAAAUUUGGUUUAAAAACAUUUAGCAUCAUUUUUAUUUUAUUUUAUAAUAAAUGUUUGCCUGUUACGGCUUAAUUACACCUGAAUUGCAUGUGAUUUAAUUUCAGGAUGUAAUUAGUCAAGUUUGCACUAAAUGCUUAGUUUCAUAAUAUAUUACAUGGGAGGGGGCAAUUUCUUCUUUUUUUUUGAUGAGGUAAAAUGAGGCAUGCAUUGUACCUGGUACAUAAUUAAAAGCAAGUACUGUGUAUAGAUUAUACAGCUUUUUCUUGACAGGCAAUUGUAAAAUCAAAGGGAUUCUGUAAGAGUUUGCAGGGAGAAACAGUAUUUUAUACUUUUGAUAAGAUAUACUUUGUUUAAAAAAUUGUUCAUGUGAUGGAAAAAAAAUCUUUUAAAUAAAUGAAUCAGCAUUUUA